AUGGCCGACUAUAAAGAACAGCAACUCCGGCAUUCAAAACUUAUCAUACGAACACCCGAAGUCACAAUCUGGAAGUGUCUUCGCGACAUGGCCCUUGCUCUGGAUUACUUGCACAACAUGAAUGACGAGUUUGGCUUCGUCCACAACGACGUCAAACCAGACAACAUCCUAGUCGAGUUUCCCAAAGGCUGGAAUCCAAAAGAUGGGAUCCCCGAUGAACCGGUAUUCAGAUUGACCGACUUCGCUCGUAUGACACGAUAUCCUCUACUUGAAGGCGAGAAGCCCAAAAAAGACUUUCUCGGUACACCCGAAUACGCACCACCGUUAGUUGAACAAGAGAAUCAGCGCCCAUCCGUUGAUAUCUGGGCUCUGGGUGCGACCUUACAAACGCUCGCUUUGAGAACAUAUCCUGUCCAACCGCGGGAGGCUUUCGUCGAGAGUCAGAUAAAGGCAAAGAAACCCGCACCUACCCUGAUUGACGAAGGCGCUUGGAAACAACUAAAAUGGCGUCUUCUCAUACCCACCGUUUAUCGCCCCCUCGACGCUACACAAGAGGAACUAAUGAAUCACCACGACGUCCGCAUGUCCAUCUGCGCCAACGGUGCCGACGCGUACAGGGCUUGGAAGCAUUGGCCGUAUACUAGAACACUCAACACCUGGUAUAAGAGCAUGUGGGAACGAGACGAGGAGAAAAGAAUUACGGCAAAGCAGCUUGUCGAGUGGUAUGUUCCGUUAGUUGCGAGGUAUAUUCGUAUCGCGCGGCAUACGGAAAAGGCGGAAGAGUGCUUUGAGAAGGCGGCGAAGUUGAGGGACGAAGUUGAGGGGAGACAGCAAAAUAGGGAGCUGAGGUCCAGGGCGAUUGAGCAUUUGAAUGCGCCUAGCUAUGAAGGUAAUGGUUAUGGUGCUUUUUGA
Molecule: messenger RNA, 912 nt
Organism: Alternaria ventricosa
Lineage: Eukaryota; Fungi; Ascomycota; Dothideomycetes; Pleosporales; Pleosporaceae
Exons: 1
Coding region: 1-912 (303 amino acids)
Biological process (GO): protein phosphorylation
Molecular function (GO): protein kinase activity; ATP binding
Source: RefSeq, a predicted model, not a curated record